Cuscuta epithymum is the source of this 2609-nucleotide messenger RNA. Lineage: Eukaryota; Viridiplantae; Streptophyta; Magnoliopsida; Solanales; Convolvulaceae. The record is from the annotation of a GenBank genome assembly.
AACAAAGCUACAGCUCACCCAUACUACGUCCGACCUCAUUCCGCCGGCGGGCGCCAUCUUUUCAUUAUAGCUGACUUAGUAGAAGGUUUCCAUUUCAGCGCGUCUGUCACCUCCGGAUUAGCUGCACUAACGCAUUUUUGCCCAUGGCAAAUCCAGUGGAGUCACUGACGUCCAUUGAUUCAUCAGUGACGACGCCAUCCACCAAACGUCAAGUUCAGAUCUUCCGAGAUGAGAUUCCGUCUAUUCUCAGUCGUUCAGAAAUGACGACCGAGAUUGCAUCUGUGUUGAUAGAUUUAAUUUUCAAGACUUUAUUUAUUUAUGACGACCGAGGAUCGAUGAAAGCAGUGGAUGAUGUGGUCAUAAAAUGUUUGAGACAAGUAGCAUUUAUGAAGAGUUUUGCAGCAACCCUUGUACAGGUUAUGGAGAAGAAUGCGAAGUUUCAGUCACAUGUAGUCUGUCACAGGCUUUUGAAGUGGUCCUGUUUACUCAUCACUGAAAGCGAGUUUAGCUUAGCAUCAAAAAAUGCAUUUUCUAGAGUAGCUCAAGUGCAGGCAUCAGUACUUCAUAUUGGUAUGCAAGGAUCACCUCGUGUUAGAAGAGCAUGCAAACAAAGCAUUUUCUUUUUGUUUUCAAAGUCACCACACCUUUAUGAAAGUUAUAUGGAAGAACUUGAGAAUUCAAGGAUCCCAUAUAAAGAUUGUCCUGAUAUUCUAUUGUUGAUGCUCGAAUUUUCAACACCCAACCCCUCUCUAUGUGAUAAAUGGAAGCAACUCUAUCUUGAUAUGUACACUAAAUCAGUUCUAAAUGCAAAAGAAAAGCCACCAAAAGACCUCUGUCAGGCCUUCAUUCCAUUAUUUGCACAUCUGUCUCAUGAAGAUUUUCAAAAUACUGUCAUCCCACUGUCUGUCAAGAUGUUGAAACGAAACCCGGAGCUUGUUUUGGAAUCAGUUGCUGUCCUUAUGGAAUCGGCCAGGCUUGACUUGAGCAAAUAUGCUCUUCAGAUUCUUUCAGUUGUGUUAACACAGGCAAGGCAUACAGACGGAGAAAGAAAAACAACUGCCUUAUCUAUAAUUCGAUGCUUGAGCACAAAGUCAAGCAGUCCAGAUGCUCUAGAAGAAAUGUUCAAAGCAGUCAAAUCUGUAAUUGGAGGAUCGGAAGGAAGGCUUACAUUUCCCUACCAGAGAGUUGGUAUGAUCAAUGCACUGCAAGAAAUGUCAAAUGCCCCUGAAGGAAAAUAUUUUACUAGCUUAUCAAGGACGAUUUGUAGCUUUCUGUUGUCCUGUUACAAGGAUGAUGGUAAUGAAGAAGUAAAGCUUGCAAUUUUGGCUUGUUUUGCUUCUUGGGUGUCUAGAUGUGCUGAUGCCAUUGAGCCAGAUGUUGUUUCAUUCAUUACUGCUGGGCUCAGAGAGAAGGAAACAUUGAGGAAAAGCCAUCUUCGCUGUGUUCGACUGAUUUGCAAAAACGUUGAUGCUGUUCCUCGGAUUUCAUCUUUGCUAGCACCUCUUCUCCAGCUUGUUAAAACAGGGUUCACCAAAGUAGCGCAACGACUGGAUGGGAUUUAUUCACUUUUUUGUGUGGCAAAAAUUGCUGCCAUAGAUGUUAAAGCAGAUGAGACUGUAUCAAAGGAAAAUAUUUGGUCAUUAAUAUCACAGAACGAACCUUCGCUGCUACCAAUUUCAAUGGUCUCAAAAUUAUCAACUGAGGACUGUAUGGCAUGCCUUGACCUUUUUGAGACCCUUCUGGUCGAACAUCCCCACAGCAGGAUUCUGGAGACUUUUCCUGCAAGCACAUUUGUACAGUUCAUACUGUUUGUACUUUGUCAUCCAAGUUGGGCUGUCCGGAGUUCAGCUCAUGGUUCCGUUAAAAAGGUCAUUGCUGCUACCCCGCAGUUAUCUGAAUCUAUAAUGCUUGGCUUUUACAAUUAUCUCUCAACGGUUGGUGAAAAGAUUCUUCUUUUGAAGACAGGUGAUACAGACAGCUCAUUGGAUAACCAAGCUCCAACUAUACCAUCUGUUGAAGUUUUGGUGAAAGCUUUAGUUGCCUUAUCACCCGCAACUUUAUCUGUUGUGCCACACGUAUGCGUGCAAAUUUUGCUUUGCUCUCAUCAUCCAUGUCUCAUUGGUUCAGCUAAAAGAAGUGCAGUAUGGAGGAGGGUGCAGAAGUGUUUGCAGAAACAAGGGUUUGAUACUGUUAAUCUCUUUACCUCUGACGUUGCCGGCUUAUGUCAGGGUUUGCUUGGCUCUAGAGGCCUGAUGAGUGGAAAUCAUUUUGAGCAAGAAGCGGCAAUAAACUCAUUUUUCACUCUUAUGUCUAUAAUUCCUGGAGAAACUUAUGCCGAAUUUGUUAAGAACUUCAACAACCUUCCAGAUCGUCAUGCACAUGAUAUGUUUUCAGAACAUGAUAUUCAGAUCUUCCGUAUUCCUGAAGGGAUGCUCUCUACGGAGCUUGGUGUUUACAUAGCUGAAUCCGUUUCAGCCAAGAACACAAAGCAACCAAAAGGCCGUUUUCGUGCCUAUGAUAGCAAUGAUGACAUGGAAAAAGAAAAUUCCAAUCGUGUGCCAAAAUUUGAGACUUCUAGCAAAGAUAUGCCUGUUGUCGGAAAAAAAGAU